Antechinus flavipes (yellow-footed antechinus) is the source of this 1535-nucleotide messenger RNA. Its product is annotated as trem-like transcript 4 protein. The coding region runs from base 29 to 835 and encodes 268 amino acids. Gene Ontology annotation, molecular function: signaling receptor activity. Lineage: Eukaryota; Metazoa; Chordata; Mammalia; Dasyuromorphia; Dasyuridae. Gene Ontology annotation, cellular component: cell surface. The transcript has 6 exons. The record is from RefSeq and is a predicted model, not a curated record.
GCUUCCUGUGUUACUUGAACCUUUGCUCAUGGAAAGAAGCAAAAUGAUUCCAGAGGUCCCUCUUCAGUUGGUGCUGCUGCUUUUACAGGUUUCAUAUGUGAGGGGUUCCCUUGGAAAAGAAGAGGAAUACAAAGUGGUGGGAGAGACACUCACAGUGAGAUGUCCAUAUACACCUGAGAAAUCUGAUCAUCUAGACAAAGCCUGGUGUAAAAAAACUGAAAAUGAACAUAGUUGUACUCUGUUAAUCACAAGACCAAAAUCUUGGGCAAAGACUGAGAACCCACGCUAUUCCCUCAGUUAUGACAUUGGUGUUAUAACAGUCAACAUGUCUGGCCUCCAGGUGGAAGACUCUGGGGAAUAUUGGUGUGGAAAAUACAACUCUACUAGGAACAUUAUUGAUAUUUUAAAAAUAGUUCAUCUAAUAGUAGCUCCAGCCCAAACACAGAAGACAAUCCAACAGAAAUUAACUACUAUUAUAGAAGUUACUACCAUCACCUCUGUCCCAACCAGGUUCCAGUUCAACAUAACUGAUAGGACAUAUCUGAUGUACACAAAUAUCCAGCUACCAGAAAAUUCUACUUCUAGAAGUCAGAUUAUGGAUCAUAUUGGCUUUGAAGACUUGAAGUCCCCAAAUUGUCUCCUCAUCCUUGUGGUGUUUGGCCUCCUCCUGACCAAAGCUCUGGCCUUCUUAGUCCUUCUUAUUCUCCUGUUCAGAUUCAGGCAUCAGGUUAAUGGGAACACUGGAAAAGUAACAGAGUUGAACAAACUGGAGCUGUCCAAGACAUCCUCCUAUUCUAUUCCUGAUGAGGUUCCUGAUGCCCCUAAUGCAGUCUAAGAUACUAAGUACAGGGACUUCACAUCUUACCAAGUUCUUAAGUACCAAAUGCAUCCCCAGAUACUGGAGUGAGAUAUGUUGAUAAAUGUUUGGCAAUCCACUCUCUGAAAGAACAUGCUGCACAUUCUUUUCUUUUCUUUUUUGCAAUAGAUGCAUCUCUUAUUCCUCCAAUUCUCUCCUUGAUCAUUUUUUUUCUAGUAAAUAUUUUUAAUACAUAUUGCUUUACAAAUUAUGUUGGGAGAGAAAAAUUAGAGCAAAAGGGAAAAACCAUGGAAGAGAUAAAAAACAGAAAAAAGAAUUGAACAAAGCAUGUGUUGAUUUACAUUCAGUCUCCUUAAUUCGUUUUCUGGAUGCAGAUGGCAUUUUUUGAUUAAAGUCUAUUGGAUUGCUUUGGAUCACUGAACCACUAAGAAGAACGAAGUCUUUCAUAGCUAAUCAUUGCACAUUCUUGCUGUUAUUGUAUACAGUGGAUUUCUGGUUCUGCUGUUUCACUCAGCAUCAGUUUAUGUAAAUCUUCCCAGGCCUUUCCAAAAUCUUCUUGUUUAUCAUUUUUUAUAGAACAAUAACAUUCCAUUACCUUCAUAUACCACAACUCGUUCAGCCCAUGCUGCACUUUCAAUUUAAUCUAUAUCAUUAGUGUUGCAACAUUGUAUUAAGUUUUGACAAUCAACAAAAUAAUAAAUCCAGUCCUUAUUUGUCA